Molecule: messenger RNA, 2692 nt
Organism: Salvelinus fontinalis (brook trout)
Lineage: Eukaryota; Metazoa; Chordata; Actinopteri; Salmoniformes; Salmonidae
Gene: stx12
Product: syntaxin 12
Exons: 10
Coding region: 190-996 (268 amino acids)
Biological process (GO): vesicle-mediated transport; intracellular protein transport; vesicle fusion
Cellular component (GO): synaptic vesicle; synaptic vesicle membrane; SNARE complex
Molecular function (GO): SNAP receptor activity; SNARE binding
Source: RefSeq, a predicted model, not a curated record
UUUUUUAUGUAUGCAAUGACGUCAUUUGACAGUUUUGGGAGGCUAGCUUCUUGACGGAGGAACAAAGUGAAGCACAGCGGAUGGUUUUAUGUGCAACAGCCUACUAAACAAAGUUUUCCCAAUACACCUGCCACGCAACCCCCAACAGUCUUCCCCCGUGAGACCUAAGAGCACGCCACACUGGCAGCAAUGUCUUACAGUAAAGCAGACGGCUAUCGCACCCAGCCACGGGACUCCAAUACGCUCAUCCAGACAUGCAGCUCCAACAUCCAGAAGAUCACACAGAACACUGCUCAGAUAAAGAGCAUGGUGAAUCAGCUGGGGACGAGGCAAGACACAAGCGAACUGCAGGACCGUCUACAGCACAUACAGCACUUUACCAACCAGCUGGCCAAGGAGACCAACAAGCACCUGAAAGACCUGGGCUCCGUCUCACUAUCUUCAGCACCUUCAGAGCAGAGGCAACAGAAGAUCCAGAAGGACCGGCUGAUGAAUGAUUUCUCCGCUGCCCUCAACAACUUCCAGGCCAUACAGCGCCAGGCAGCACAGAAGGAGAAGGAGUCUGUGGCCAGAGCCCGAGCUGGUUCCCGUCUCUCUGCUGAAGAUGGUGCCUCUGAGGAACAGCUCGUGUCUUUUGAUAACCAAGAAGAUUGGGGUCAGACAACCACACAGACGACAGAGGAGGCCAUAACAGAAGAGGACUUGGAGCUUAUCAAGGAGAGAGAGACCAACAUCAGACAGCUGGAGUCGGACAUCUUGGAUGUGAACCAGAUCUUCAAGGAUCUAGCAGUGAUGAUCCAUGAUCAGGGAGAGAUGAUUGACAGCAUAGAGGCCAACGUAGAGAGUGCUGAGGUCCACGUAGACCGAGGGACAGAACAGCUCCAGAGAGCCUCCUACUACCAGCAAAAGUCCCGUAAGAAGAUGUGCAUUCUGGCUAUGGUCAUGUCCAUAGUACUGACCAUACUAGGCAUCAUCAUCUGGCAAGCCACCAAAUGAGAAGAGAGACAACCCUCCUCUUUUUCACAUCUUUAUUUAUUUAAUUCCCCCCUCCAACCUGAAACAUCAGCCCGGGAUGGAUCCCCUCCAACCUGAAACACCAGCCCGGGAUGGAUUCCCGGAGCGAUGCCCAGCUAGCUCACUGUUGCCAGGGUCAGUGGAGUGGCAUCAGGGCAAAGGGAUGGGUCUGGGAUAUGUAACCUGACAUUCCCUACCUGAGCUCAAGGCCUCCAGCUAACCUCCUGUCUCAUUUACCCUGAGACAAGGCAGUAGUAUUCCUAUUCAAAUGUCGAGUAUUGGUGUAAAAUGGGGCUGGAGAGGGGAUUAAUAUAAAGAUAUUCUGUUUAAUUCUACUUGUGAUAUUUACUACACUAACAUUCAUUGUAUUUCCAAACACACAUAAUUGUUGUUAUUAAUAUUAUUGUUGAUGAACUAUUAUAUAGCAAAUGGGGACGGACACCGAUAUGAAAAAAAUAAAACUGUUGUUUUUGUAAAUUCAUCUCUGGGUUUUGUAGGGUGAUGAAUGAUUUUGGUAACCUGUACAUUUCCGGUACCUUUUUGGUAUGUAAACAGUUUAGAGUGACACACUCCAUUCAAGUUAUAGGACAGGUUUCCUGAACAUAGAUUAAGUCUCGAUGGCGAUUCUGCAUUGACCUUGCAUUUUAGUCCAGGACUAGUCUUAAUCUGUGUCCAGGAAACCACCCCAUAGUCCUUAUAUUGCUCAGGUGAGAUCAGGUUCUGAUAGUGAACCUUUUUUUUUUUUAUCCAACUGUCUACAUGAUAAUAACAAACUCUGGUCGUAAUAAACACAUUUAUUAACACUGUUGAAGAGCAAACCUCUUGGCAGUUUCCAAAACACAGAUUAAGCUUCAAAUUAUUUGUAAUUAUGUUCCCGGCACCUUGACCAUCCGCUCAAUAAAAAAAUAGUCCUGCGGCUCAAAUCUAGUUUAUAGCGCAGUGGUCUAGGGCACUGCAUCGCAGCGCUAGCUGUGCCACCAGAGACUCUGGGUUCGCGCCCAGGCUCUGUCGCAGCCGGCCGCGACCGGGAGGUCCGUGGGGUGACGCACAAUUGGCCUAGCGUCGUCCGGUUUAGGGGGGGUUUGGCCGGUAGGGAUAUCCUUGUCUCAUCGCGCACCAGCGACUCCUGUGCUGGGCCGGGCGCAGUGCGCGCUAACCAAGGUAGCCAGAUGCACGGUGUUUCCUCCGACACAUUGGUGCGGCUUACUUCCGGGUUGGAGGCGCGUUGUUUUAAGAAGCAGUGCGGCUUGGUUGGGUUGUGUUUCGGAAGACGCAUGGCUUUCGACCUUCGUCUCUCCCGAGCCCGUACGGGAGUUGUAGCGAUGAGACAAGAUAGUAAUUACUAACAAUUGGAUACCACGAAAUUGGGGAGAAAAACGGGUAAAAUAAAAUAAAAAUAAAAAAUCUUGUUUAUAAUCCCUGUCGUAGAUGGUGUUGACUGAAUAGGAUGAUCAUAGUUGUUGAUGUGCUGUAAAACUUCAUUUAUGACUGAUGUUCUCAUUAUGAUGCAAAUCUUUGUAAUAUAUUACAAUCUUGGACUACAAAACCCAUUUAUAAUGACAAUAUAUAUGUUAAUUGCAACUGUAGUUUUUAAAAACAAAAGUAAUUGUCAACCUGUUUUAUUGAUAUCUAUGACUUCUAUCAAUAUGCUUAAAUAAAAACUAUGUCUUAAACACAA